UCAAGUUAACCAAAAAUCUAGGCCACACCAGGGAGGAUGAGACAACGUUGCUCCUUAAAUAAGCAAUGCAGAAUCAACCAGAAAUGGUGACGGAUGUUACCACAAUUCUGUCUGAAACAGGGCAGGGAGAUGACACUUACCUCCUUUCCUCUAACUUCUCUAUUACUGCCUCCUGCAACAUUGAUGAGUCCUACAAAUACAUCUUCCUACCUAUCUGUUACUCCUUCACAUUUGUCUUCAGCAUCAGCCUUAACUCUGUGGUGCUUUAUCGGUCCUUUCGCCAAACCAAGCAAUGGAAUGCAUCCCUAAUCUACAUGGUGAACUUGGCCACCACAGACUUUAUGUACGGUCUUUCAUUGCCGUUUCUUGUGGCUAGUUAUAUAAUGCAUGACAACUGGGUCUUCGGAGACUUUAUGUGUCGCCUGGUGCGCUUUCUAUUCUACUUUAAUUUGUACUGCAGCAUUUUUUUCCUCACCUGCAUCUCUGUGCAUCGCUACCUAGGGAUCUGCCAUCCUAUGAAGACCAUUACUCUGGAGACCAAGCGGGCUGUGAAGGCAACUUGUGUUAUUGUGUGGCUUGCCGUCUUUGCACUCACAUGCCCAAUUUUUCGAUUCGCGCAGACAGAAUAUCUCCCUCGUAGAAAGGAUGCUGGAGCUUUAGAGUUACAUGAAGUAAAUGGUGACAGUUCAAAAGGUGAGCUGUUCCAGAACUGCUGGGAUGAUGCUAUUGAUAAGGAGUUUCAGGACUAUGUUCCAUAUGGAAUAACCCUUCAUCUCUUGGGUUUCUUUGUGCCAUUUAGCAUAAUUGCCUGGUGUUACUCACGUGUGGUUAUGACAAUAUUUCAAACUCUGCACUCCCAACCUCCUGAUAAUGGACUCAGGACAAGGCAAGGAAGCAAGGCAGGGACAGAGGGAAUGUCAAUAAUUCUGGGAGCUCAUUCACCUUAUGUGAACAGGCGUCGCAAGUCCAUCAAGACCAUCAUAACUAUUACACUUCUUUUUGCCCUGUGCUUUUUUCCCUUUCAUGUUACACGUACAAUUUUUUUGGUGUUGAAAGUAACCAGUAAAGUGCAGUGCCAUACGAUGCGAAUGGUCUCCAUUUGUUACAAAAUUACUCGCCCACUUGCCUCGUUUAAUGCCUGGCUUAAUGCUUUGCUCUAUUUCCUCACCAAAGAAAAAAGUGGGCCCUGCUGCCACAAACCACAACCUUCCCAUCAUGGGCUCCUUUGGCCUUUGAGGAUGUUGGGGAAAGGAGGAAAUGACGAAGAUGAAGUUGAAGAGGCAGUUAACCAUAAAAACAUAAAACUUACAGUGGAAAACAACAUUUUUACAGAUGUUCCAUAAGACAAAACUGAGGUUUUCAAAAGCUACUAAAGCUAGUAAU
Molecule: messenger RNA, 1383 nt
Organism: Trichomycterus rosablanca
Lineage: Eukaryota; Metazoa; Chordata; Actinopteri; Siluriformes; Trichomycteridae
Product: P2Y purinoceptor 3
Exons: 1
Coding region: 66-1343 (425 amino acids)
Biological process (GO): G protein-coupled receptor signaling pathway
Cellular component (GO): membrane
Molecular function (GO): oxysterol binding; G protein-coupled receptor activity
Source: RefSeq, a predicted model, not a curated record